Molecule: messenger RNA, 1300 nt
Organism: Bombus impatiens (common eastern bumble bee)
Lineage: Eukaryota; Metazoa; Arthropoda; Insecta; Hymenoptera; Apidae
Product: cell division cycle protein 123 homolog
Exons: 8
Coding region: 217-1200 (327 amino acids)
Cellular component (GO): cytoplasm
Source: RefSeq, a predicted model, not a curated record
UGAACACAAAAGCAUAUAUCUUUUACUAUGGGAACGAAAAAUAUGAUCGAAGAAAUCGACGCUUAUUGCCUCUAUAUAGUUGCCAUCUUUUAUACUCUAUAUCGUUUACAAUCUACAUAGUGAUCUGAAUUUACAUUAAAUUUGUACAAAAUUGAGUUACAGAAUAACUCGAUAAAUUCUAAAGUUAACUCUUGAUCAAUUAGGUGUAGGCUUAACAUGGUCAACAGUUUAAAACCUGAAUGCUCAUUUACAUCAUGGCACCCUCUAUUUUCUAAAGAUUCUUUGAGAGCUACAAUUAUUCAUAUUCCUGAUGAAGUACUUAAGUACUUGGAACACGAUGCAUUUGUUUUACCUGUUGAGGCAACAGAUUCCACAUUGCAGAAUACAGAGUGGAUGGAUGGAUCUCCAGUAGUAAACGAUGAGCAUUCACUCGAGGCUCAACCAACAUUUCCACAAUUCAGUCAACAAAUUCAAGAUGUCAUAGACGAAUAUGGUGCAGUUUUCAUAAAAAGUAAUUGGAGUUCACCUCUGGAUGCGACCUGGGUUGCACCAACUAAAACUCUGAAAUGCAAGACAUUGGAAGAAGUAUACUUAUUACUAAAAAGUUCAGAUAGAAUUGCCAAAGAUUUGAAUAAUACAAAAAAUUAUAUAAAUCAUGAAACUCCUAUAAAAUCUUCUCUUAUCUUAAAGCAAUGGAAGGAUAUUAAUCCUUGUACAGAAUUUCGGUGCUUUGUAAUACAAAAUGAACUUAUAGCAAUUAGUCAACGGGAUAUAUCACAAUAUCAUAGUUACAAUGAAUCGGAAAAAUAUAAUAUUCAGACAGAUAUAAAAAGCUUAUUUAUGGAACGUAUUAAAAACAGGUUUCCACUGAAUAAUUAUUCAUUUGAUGUUAUACGGCAUAAAAAAGAGAAAGUAAAAAUAGUUGACUUUGGCCCUUUGGAUGAAUCUGUUACCAAAGGAACUCUUUUUACAUAUGAAGAAUUACAGAAUCUAGAAGAAAGUAUUCCAGAAUUUAGGUUUAUCGGUGAGGAAAUUGGUAUUCAACCGAAAGCUCCAAAUCAUUUUUGUAUUCCACAGGAAAUAAAUGAAUUUUUUCAAUCUAACGAAAGUUCUACGUUGCUAGAUAUUAUUCGGCGAGAGGUGGAAAGUCAAAGGAAAGAAUACGAAAGCGCAAAUUCCAAUAGUUUAGAGCAUGAUUGAUGUGUUUGAAAAAAGGAAAACGAAAAAGCUAAUAACAAAUGAAUAAUUGUACACUUAAAAACAUUUUUAAAUACAGAACUUUCACUUUUAUUCUGCCAGA